UCUCAAGUACAUUCACUUAGAGUUUUGUUUAUAAUUUCAGCGACCUCAGUUACAAUAAAGAUAUGAUGUGUGGAUGUCACCUGCCAGCCUUGGUAAAUUAUACUAAAUCAAAAUUCAGCAGAACUGUGCAUGUCCUAGGCGAGUGUCAGACAGAUCCAGGCAAUAACCAAAGCAAAAUUAUACCUAUAAUGAAAUACACGCAAUGUCAAAAUUACUCGUUAUUUCAACGCAAUUUGCAGUGUCAAACAUGUUCAGGUUUUACGGGCAAGGAAUCAGAAGUGACAAACUGUAUAGGCGAUGAGCCUGUAUGUGAAAAUAAGAUAACGAUGAAUGGUGUUACACUGGAGUUUGAAAAGUCCUGCAGCACAUACAGAAAAUGUCUUGCAGCUCAGAGAAACAAUACCUUUACAUGCAAUAAAUGGACCAGUGGCGCUUCUUGUGUUAGUUGUUGCACCGGAAACCUAUGUAACAGGAACUAUUCCAUUGGUAAGCGAUGUUUAUUUUCUUAUAUAAGAUAACCUGAUUUAUUAGAC
Octopus sinensis (East Asian common octopus) is the source of this 533-nucleotide messenger RNA. RefSeq names its product ly6/PLAUR domain-containing protein 1-like. Lineage: Eukaryota; Metazoa; Mollusca; Cephalopoda; Octopoda; Octopodidae. The coding region runs from base 63 to 518 and encodes 151 amino acids. The transcript has 3 exons. The record is from RefSeq and is a predicted model, not a curated record.